Sphaerodactylus townsendi is the source of this 6877-nucleotide messenger RNA. RefSeq names its product fibronectin type III domain containing 1 (gene FNDC1). The record is from RefSeq and is a predicted model, not a curated record. The transcript is spliced from 20 exons. Gene Ontology annotation, molecular function: protein binding. The coding region runs from base 115 to 5928 and encodes 1937 amino acids. Lineage: Eukaryota; Metazoa; Chordata; Lepidosauria; Squamata; Sphaerodactylidae.
GCGCGGUCAGACGACGCCUCCUGCCCGGGCUCCUCGUCUCGCAGCUCGCCUCGUGGAGACGCUCGCCUGCUCCCACUUCUCCAGCCGCUGCUGAGCUCGUCGCAAGCCGGCUCCAUGGCUGCUGCUGUCGCCGCCGCUCCAGCCCCGCGUCGCCCUUGGCUCCCCUGGGCGCUACUCCUGCUCCUGGCCGCGCUGCUCCCCUCCGCUUUCCCAGCUGCACCAGAGAAGGAAGUGCCAAACAGAUCUUUGAGAGUACGUGACCAGUCAUCACCUCACAGGUCAUCUGUACGGUGGAGGCUGCCCCAUUCUUCAGGCUUCAGGAGCCCACACAGAUAUCCAAGUUAUCGCUCAAGAUAUGGAGAAAGCAAUAGAAAGAUGAGCUAUAUGCCACUGCCAAAAGAAGAACGAAAUGAUGAGAUGAAAAAGCUAGCAUCUGAAUCAGUGCAUGUGGUUUCACUGCAGUCAAGGACCUCCCAGGCACUAAGUCAACCUGCAUAUCGGGCUGCUUUAAAAGCUGCAGAGGAGGAGGAACAGGAAGAGGCAAAAGACAUCACUGUUCGAGUUAUGUCAUCUCAGUCUGUUCUUGUUACUUGGUCAGAUUCCAUCUCUGAGAAACAGAGGCCUACUCCUUCCAGGCAGUACGCUGUUCGUUAUCGAGAGAAAGGUGAAUCAGCAAGGUGGGAUUACAAGCAAGUGCCCAACAAGCGAGUGUUGGUGGAUAAACUGAUUCCUGAUACCAUGUAUGAAUUUGCAGUUCGCGUUUCCCAGGGAGAAAAGGAAGGCAAAUGGAGUGCCUCUGUUUACCAAAGAACCCCAGAAGCUGCUCCUACUAGUGCACCUGAAAACCUUCAGGUUUUGCCCAUUAAAGGAAAAGCAACAUCUGUUACUGCAACCUGGGAUGCUCUUUCAGAGAGUGAAGGAAGAGUAAAAGAAUACAUUCUCUCAUACGCCCCUGCUCUCAAGCCCUUCGGUGCAAAGUCCAUUUCUUACCCGGGAGAAACUACGUCUGCCAUAGUGGAUGAUCUGGAGCCUGGGGAACGCUAUAUUUUCAAAAUCCGCGCAGGAAACAGGAGGGGACAAGGCCCUCAGUCUAAAGCCUUCAGUGUUGUUCUACCAGCAACCAGUAUACCUGAAUCAAAGGCCAGUCGACAAACACACACUGAAGAUACACUGGAAAUUAAAGCGUCUGGGAAUACUGAACAAUCCCCCUCUAUCCAAACCUCUUCAGUCUUGUCUGAAACUAUCUCUAAGCAUACUUCAGGUCAUUCAUCCAGUGUCCCUCAUGGAAGAAAUACAGAAAGUUCUCUUUCUGACCUCAAGAAAAAACUCUUAUCUGGUAGUGGGAUCCUUCCCAAAACGCAGCUAUCUUCUAGAAGAAGAAUAGAACCGGAAACUGACUCUCAUUCCAUUGAAAGCACCAGUGACCAUGAUUCUUCCAGUAGAACAUCAAUGCAGUCAAAAAUUCAUGAUGUUAAGAACCAUGUUACACCACAUUCCCCUGUCAAACCUUCACAUUCUGUUCCUUCCUCAGGUAGAACUGCACAUAGAUCACGCACACUUGUGCGAACUGGGCAGAUAAGUACUGAUAAGCAAAGGUUGUCACCAUCUUCCUCCUCAGCACACACCUCAGUUUCUUUAUCAGCAUCUUCUUCUCCUAAAGAUACAGGAAGUGAAAUACAGAAUGCAAGACAUGGCAAUGCUAACCAUCAUUCUUCCUCUGAAGUCACUGUAGAUAAUCUGCCUGAUGAUAAUGAAAGUAAUUAUCAAAUUGAUAAUACGGAGAAAACUUCAGUAAAGUCUUCUAAAACUCCAGGAGAUUCUCAUUUGAUUUUUAGCUCAAAUCAACAGCCUUCUCCAUCUCAGAAGGUGAUUCAUCCAACCAAAUUGCUUACCCCUUCAGUAUCAUUAAAGCCUUCUGCAUCAUCUGUAUCAAUAAAUUCUCAAAAACAUUCUCGCUAUCCAUCUAAUAAAUUAGUUCCCUCUGAUACCAGCGGUACUCCUGAGACUUAUAAGAGCAGAGAAACAGAACAGAGAGAGCAAAAACCAAGUUCCAGGCUUUCUUCUCCUCGGGGUGGGUCAUCUACAGCUGUGCAAAGAAAGCCUCUUUCUCAUUUCAGUGAUCACACAUUAAGAGAUUCAAGAAUAGCCACCUCUGCUGUUUCUGCUGCUGUUACUCAUACGUUACCUCACUCACAAGGCUCAUCUUCUGCUAAAAAGAAGCAUUACGGAAGAGAUGAUUCUGAUGAUAAAAGUGAAAACAGUAAAAAAGAAAAUGAAGAGCAUAGACAAAGAUCCUCAUCUACAUCUAGUUCUAGAUUAUCUUCAAGCCAGCCUGCAUCUGAACGCUUUAAUUUGUUCAAAUACAGAUCAGCUCUCACAGCCAAUCGAUUUGCAAACAAAACUGGUAAUACUCAAAAUGCCAGGAUACAGCCUUCUGCGGCCCCGUCCUCUACACUGUCAUCAAAGCUGCAACCUCAGUCUAGUUCACAGUUAACAUCAGGCAGUGUUCACAAAUUUAAUGCAAAUACAGAUAAACAUAGAGAACUGGAGGGUGAAGAUGAACAUCCUCUAUCAACUCCUCACCAUGGUCAUUCAUCAUCCUUUUCUAGACAGUCAUCUUCAGUGGACUAUUCUAGAAGGAAGAGUUCUCUGACAGAACUGAGGAAUCCUCACAUAAUUGCACCCAUUGAAAAAUCUAAUCCAACAAAUGUAAAAGAGGAAAGCUUUGGUGAAGAAAGGAAGCACACAGAUACAAAAAUGUAUUCUUUACAUAAAGACUCAUUGUCUUCAGUAUCUGGCCAGUCUCAAUCAUUAAGCAGAAUAAACCAUCGCUCUAGUACCUCUCAAAGAUUAACAAAUGGCCAGAGUUCAAGAUCCAAAGGCUCAACUUCUUCCACUGACUCUUUAUCAAGGACAUCUAUUGAAAAGCCAACUCCUUUACUACCUUCCAUGUACCAACCUGGUGAUCUAGACACAAAAGAUGAUAUAUCUCCCAAGUCCGUUCAAACUCCAUUAUUGUCUAAAAAAACAUUAGUGAGAAAUUCUCAUGCUUUAUCCCGCAAAACACUUCAUCCAGAACCUAGCCACUACCAAAAGGUAGUAACUGAUCAGUCACGACAUCAACCCUCAUUAAAUUCUAGAAGCCACCUCAGAAUUACAUCCUUCCAAAAUAAAGAAAAAUUAGAGGAUGAAGAAAGUGAAAGUUUAGGUGAAAACUAUUAUGAGGGGGCUCAUGAUAAAGAGGAACAGAGAGCUUUUCCUUCAAUACCUAUUAGAGAUGUUUCUUCAUCUAGGAGAAUAUCCACAUCUUUAUCUCAGGGAAAUAUGGAUACCUUUCUUUUAAAGCAUUCGGACACUCACACUAGGAAAUCGGGUGAAAGAUCCCCAAAUCAGCAGGAAUCUUUAACCUCUUCCAGAGGAUUAAGCUCAUCACCAGGAAAGCCUGUUGGUUCACAGGUUAUUAGUUCUAGUGAAGAUACAUCUGGUGCAUCCAAACUGCUGGUGACUUCCCAUCAAUCUAAGUAUGUCCAACCAGGAUCUACAUCUGUUGGUGCCUUAGCCAAAGACCAUCAGUACAGUAGAGGAACUUCAAAAUCAUCCUCAACUAAUCUGAGACAAACUCAUUUUAUAACACCCCACUCUCAGUCAGGCUUUAAAGUCCCGACAAGGACAGCAUCCCAAAUAGAAAAAAAACAUGGACUCUUCCAGCCUACCCCAACAAAAGUUGAACUUUAUCCCAAAACAACUAACUCUAAAAUACAUCAGUCACUUUCAAACAAUAAUGGAAAUUAUGAAGAUUAUGAUGAGUCAGAAACAGAGGAAAAUCCAACAUCAUAUUCAGUGACAAGAUGGUCACCUUCCAUUUCUAGAAACAGCAAAGGUGUAAAAAAUGAUGUUGCUAGUGAUAAAAGUAAAUCACCAAACCCUACUUUGCCACACAAAGGAAGAUUUUCUGAUGAGAAAGAAUAUAAGCAAAAGGAGGAAGUGGAGGAAGAACCUCCCACAUCCAAAAUACCAAAUUCUGCACCAUUGGGUAGAUCCACUUCUUUAACUUCCAGAUCUUCUCAGUCUCCUAAUAAAUCAAAUACCUCGCCUAAAUUAAAUUUGGCUUUGCCAUGGUCCUCUGGAUCUUCUUCUGUACCUUCUCAACGUCAUCCUACUCACUCUGUUUCUCCAACACAUUCUUCAUCCUCUCACAUAGUGUCCACAAGUCAUCGAAAACAGCACUCAAGAUUAUUAAACCCUUCCCAACAGCAGCAAGCUAGAGUUCCUCAUAGACAAGGUAAUGGUGGCAGACCCAACCUAACAACAAAACUGGAUCUAAAUAAUAAAAUAACACCAGGUGGUAAUGGAAAACGGAAUGGACAGAGGAUAAUAAAUGGUCCACAAGAGAUAAUAGAUAGGAUUGUAGAUCUUGAUAGAGGGCUAGUGCUAAAUGUUGAAGGAAGAUAUCUUCAAGAUUCACAAGGAAAGCCUCUCAGAGUAAAAUUAGGAGGAGAUGGGCGUACUAUUGUUGAUUUUAAUGGAGCUCCAAUAGUAAGUCCAGAUGGUUUGCCUUUAUUUGGAAAUGGAAGGUUUAGCAAACCUGUGGCAAAUGCACAGGAUAAACCAAUAAUAAGCCUUGGGGGGAAGCCACUGAUCGGUCUUGAAAUGGUUAAAAAAACAACCACUCCAUCCAAAACAAGGACAACUACUAUUACCACCACCACCACUACUACAAGUACUACUACCACUCCUGAGCCAACAACUACUGAGCCACCAACAGAGAAACCAUUGCCUACAUGUCCCCCUGGCAGUUCUGCUGAGUAUGAUGAUGAAGGAAAUCUUGUAGUAGACCUUAAUGGACUGCCUGAAUGCAACUCCGAAGAUGUAUUCUCAGGCCAUGAGGCUGAUAUUGGAGUGACGACAGAGUCAUAUGUGGUCUAUGAGGAAGAUUAUGAGUUUUUUGAGACCACUCUGCCUCCAUCCACCACUACCACUACUGAAGCACUGCCUGAAAUUGGCUUUCCAGAGUUCAGCCAUGUUGGUUCUGAUCCUUUGUCAGAAUAUGAUGCUGCUGGGAAAAAACGCUUUAGUGCUCCUUAUGUUAUUUAUCUGAACAAGGAUCUGGCAGCUCCUUGCUCAUUGACAGAGGCUCUAGACCAUUUCCAAGUAGAAAAUCUGAAUGAAAUCAUCCCUGCUGGCCUACAAGAUAUGAAUGUGCAUCCUCAGAAAGCCCCUCACAAUAUCACUAUAGUAGCUGUGGAAGGCUGCCAUUCCUUUGUGAUUGUAGACUGGGCUAAACCUAUGCAUGGUGAUUUGGUAACAGGAUAUUUAGUUUAUAGUGCAUCUUAUGAUGACUUUCUCAGAAAUAAAUGGUCAACCAAGACUGCAGGAAGUACCCAUUUGCCCAUUGAAAAUCUGAAGCCAAACACAAGGUAUUACUUUAAAGUCCAAGCAAAGAAUCUUUAUGGCUAUGGACCAAUAAGUUCAUCAGUCUCCUAUGUCACAGAAUCUGACAAUCCUCUGCUUAUUGUCAGACCACCAGGUGGUGAACCUAUCUGGAUCCCAUUCACCUUUAAAUAUGAUCCCACAUACUCUGAAUGCAGUGGCAAGCAGUAUGUGAAACGGACAUGGUAUCGGAAAUUUGUAGGUGUUGUUCUCUGUAACUCACUGAGAUACAAGAUAUACCUCAGUGAUGAUCUAAGAGAUACAUUCUAUAGCGUUGGGGAUAGUUGGGGAAGAGGUGAAGAUCAUUGCCAAUUUGUGGACUCACACUUGGAUGGAAGAACAGGGCCACAAUCAUAUGUUGAAGCUCUGCCUACUAUUCAAGGUUAUUAUCGGCAGUAUCGACAAGAACCCGUAUCAUUUGGUCGCAUUGGAUAUAUGACACCUUAUUACUAUGUGGGCUGGUAUGAGUGUGGUGUACCCAUUCCAGGGAAAUGGUAACUACUGGAGACUACCUGUGAUUUUUAAGUGAAGUACACCAAGCUGUGCCUUUUGAAUGACUUAUUGGAGGACUCUAAGCAGCUGGUCUGGGGAAAAAAGUGGAAAGCACAGAAAGGAGGAAACAAACAGCAACCUAGUAGACACUGAUGAAACUGAACAUUGUAUGGGAUUUAAAUUUGAUGUCCUGUCUUUCUUCUCUUCGCCUUUAAAGGCACAGAGACAUGGCUACAAUGGGUGCUACCUGGUGUUCAGUGAACCUAAUGUAUUUUGCUAGCCAUGAAAAAUUGAAUUGUGAUAUAUCUUGCAAGGAAUGACUUAAGCAUGUUGUGCUUGCAUUAUGGACUGCUAACCACUUUCCAUCUGUAUUAAUGGAAUUGUCUGUUGCCUACCAAAGGGCAGAGUCUUAUGCUUGAGAAUAUUACUGUUCAGUCAUGAUGUGUUACUAAACAUCCAUGAAAACCAAGUCAGUGUCACUCUAGACUUUUCAUGUGGGUUUGCACACUGCAGGACAAAACACCAGGUCUCUAUGUAAAUUCAACUUAAAAAGUACAGUACUGUAUGCUUGCAGAAGUAUUUUUUUAGAAGCUGAGGUUUUCUUGUUGAUUUAGGUAAAUAUGUUUAUGGGAUGAUGAUUUAUGUAAAAGGUGCUAUUAAUUAACAUGACUUAAUUUUUUUAUUCUGUGAAAAAUAUGUUAUAAUACACAAUACAGUAACCAUGUAAAGAACCACGCUUCUCUUUUUAUGAAUACGGUUGAGCUGUAAUGAUGCUGAUAGUUGUAUAAAGCAGAAGAAUUCUGCCUCAGGCUUCCUAGCAAUUGAUGUUUCUAUGUCGUUGAAUUAUUUUCAUGAUAUGGUUCAGAACCCAGCCAAAGUGCCAAUUCAGCACAAUAACAAUGUACAGAUUAAAUUAAUAUUUAAUGCUUUUUAAUAAAUUUCACCAACCACUGAA